Molecule: messenger RNA, 3951 nt
Organism: Aspergillus terreus NIH2624
Lineage: Eukaryota; Fungi; Ascomycota; Eurotiomycetes; Eurotiales; Aspergillaceae
Exons: 3
Coding region: 1-3951 (1316 amino acids)
Biological process (GO): negative regulation of transcription by RNA polymerase II
Cellular component (GO): transcription repressor complex; nucleus
Molecular function (GO): protein binding
Source: RefSeq, a predicted model, not a curated record
AUGGGCUUACGAGCCUUGAAAUGGCCCUUGACCCGCACGGAGGUGCAGGGUCUAAUACAGAACCUGGAGAGAUAUAAAUCCUCAUUCCUCUUAUCUUUACAGGUGGACCAGACCUCCCUGAUGAUCAGUAUGGCUAAAAAUACGGAUCGGAUUAAUCAACAUGUUGAUCUUGGAAAGUUGGAAGGCGCAGUUGAUGCAGGGUUCGAGUCAUUCUCCGAUCGUGACGAAGUCGAAUGUCUUCAAGGCACAAGAACCGAGCUCCUUCGAGAAAUAACGGAGUGGGCUUUUUCGCCAUCCUCGAAAAGUAUUUUCUGGUUGCAGGGGAUGGCGGGGACAGGAAAAUCCACCAUCUCUCGGACGGUGGCAAGGUCGGCCAAGAAUCGUAAUCACCUGGGUGCCAGCUUCUUUUUUAAGAGAGGCGAGGCGGACCGAGGAAGCGCAAAGAAAUUUUUCCCGACAUUAUCCAGACAACUGAUACUGUGGGACCCAGAGUUACAACCUGGCGUGAAAAAGGCACUUAACGAUGACCCAGACAUAGCGUCGAAAUCGCUCAGGGAGCAAUUCGAAAAACUCCUCCUUCAACCGUUGCUCGGUCUUGACCAACGCGAUCAAUUGCCCCAGAAUACUGUGAUUGUUAUAGAUGCUUUGGAUGAAUGUGAGCACGACCAAGAUAUUCGAAAUAUUAUUCGAUUGCUCCCUCGUCUGCAGGAGGUCAAAUCACUUUGCCUUCGUGUCUUUCUGACCAGCAGACCAGAGCUCCCCAUCAGCCUUGGGUUUUCAGAGAUCGGGAACCAUGUAUACCAGGACUUGGCUCUCCAUGAGAUACCCGAAGAGGUGACGGAAACCGACAUACAGUUAUUCCUACGACAUCGAUUUACGGAGAUCCGGCAUGAUAGAAAAGUCCCUCAGGAUUGGCCUGGCGACAAUAUUAUACAACAAUUGGUUGAGAUAUCCGUUCCGCUGUUUAUUUCGGCUGCCACUGUGUGUCGCUACGUCGAGAAUCCAAACUGGGAACCUAAAUUCCGUCUCGCAGAGCUUCUCAAGGACCAAGCCAAAUAUGUGUCCAAAAUGGACAAGACAUAUCUGCCAAUUCUCACGCGGCUCCUCGAUGACCAUGAGAGUGAUGAGAGUGAAAAACAGCAACUUCUACAAGAGUUUCAGGAUAUUGUGGGAGUUAUUAUCCUUCUUGCUGUUCCGCUUUCUAUAAACACACUAUCUCCGUUUCUUGGAAGAGAAAGGGACCAGAUCAGCAAUCGAUUGGAUUCCUUUCGAUCGGUUCUUAGCAUCCCCAGCGACGAUAAUCAGCCUGUUAGAACUCUGCAUCUCUCAUUUCCGGAAUUCUUAGGCCAGACUACAUCCAAAUUUCGUGUGGAUGCGCCAACCAAACAUAAAGACAUUGCAGAAUCCUGCCUGAGGACUAUGGGGCAUCGUCUACGGAGAGAUAUCUGCAAACUGGCAGAUCCUGGGGCGCGUAGGGCAGAGAUCGACCCUCUGCAUAUCCAUAAAUCUCUACCCUCGGAAUUGCAAUACUCCUGUCGCUACUGGACGCAUCAUCUCAAAAAUAGCCACGCUUUAUCUUCUGACAUAGAAGAGGUGCAGCUGUUCCUCCAGAAACAUUUUCUUCAUUGGAUGGAAGCGAUGAGUCUGCUAGGUCUUAUAUCGGACAUGACGGGUAUGCUCGACAUUCUCCUAACAAUGGUGACAGACCAGGACGUUAAUCCUAGUCUGGCCGCCUUUCUACAUGAUGCAAAGCGGUUUGUCCUAAAAAAUCGACAGAUAGUCGAUGAAGCGCCGCUUCAAACAUAUUAUGCAGGGUUGAUAUUUGCGCCUCGAACGGCAAUAAUUCGCGAGCAGUUCCAAUCAGAGCUUCCUGAUUGGAUUACCCGCUUCCCACAAGUUCACGAGAACUGGAGUGCAGAGCUGCAGACGCUUGAGGGCCAUACAAGCUCGGUUCAGUCCGUGGCAUUCUCCCCCGAUGGCCGGCUGCUGGCGUCCGGCUCGCAUGAUAAGACUGUACGGCUCUGGGAUCCGGCCACGGGCGCUCUCCAGCAGACGCUCAAGGGCCAUACAAGCUCGGUUCAGUCCGUAGCCUUCUCACCCGAUGGCCGGCUGUUGACGUCCGGCUCGAGCGAUAAGACUGUACGGGUCUGGGAUCCGGCCACGGGCUCUUCCCAGCAGACGCUCGAGGGCCAUACAAACUGGGUUCUGUCGGUGGCCUUCUCCCCCGAUGGCCGGCUGCUGGCGUCCGCCUCGGACGAUAAGACUAUACGGGUCUGGGAUCCGGUCACGGGCGCCCUCCAGCAGACGCUCAAGGGCCAUACAAACUCAGUUCUGUCGGUGACCUUCUCACCCGAUGGCCGGCUGUUGACGUCUGGCUCGAGCGAUAAGACUAUACGGGUCUGGGAUCCGGCCACGGGCGCUCUCCAGCAGACGCUCAAUGGCCAUACAAGCUGGAUUCAGUCCGCGGCUUUCUCCCCCGAUGGCCGGCUGCUGGCGUCCGGCUCGGACGACAAGACUAUACGGGUCUGGGAUCCGGCCACGGGCGCUCUCCAGCAGACGCUCAAGGGCUAUACAAAAUCAGUUCUGUCGGUGACCUUCUCCCCCGAUGGCCGGCUACUGGCGUCUGGCUCGAACGAUAAGACUAUACGGGUCUGGGAUCCGGCCACGGGCGCUCUCCAGCAGACGCUCAAUGGCCAUACAAGCUGGAUUCAGUCCGUGGCUUUCUCCCCCGAUGGUCGGCUGUUGGCGUCCGGCUCGAGCGAUGAGACUAUACGGAUCUGGGAUCCGGCCACGGCCACCCUUCAGCAGACGCUCAAGGGCCAUACAAAAUCAGUUCUGUCGGUGACCUUCUCCCCCGAUGGCCGGCUGUUGGCGUCCGGCUCGUACGAUAAGACUAUACGGGUCUGGGAUCCGGCCACGGGAGCCCUCCAGCAGACGCUUAAAGGCCGUAUAGAUUCGGUUAGGUCCGUAACCUUCUCACCCGAUGGCCGGCUAUUGGCGUCCGGCUCGAGCGAUGAGACUAUACGGGUCUGGGAUCCGGCUAUAGGCUCCCUCCAGCGGACGCUCAAGGGCCAUACAAAAUCAGUUCUGUCGGUGACCUUCUCACCCGAUGGCCGGCUACUGGCGUCUGGCUCGAGCGAUAAGACUAUACGGGUCUGGGAUCCGGCCACGGGAGCCCUCCAGCAGACGCUUAAAGGCCGUAUAGAUUCGGUUAGGUCCGUAACCUUCUCACCCGAUGGCCGGCUAUUGGCGUCCGGCUCGACCUAUACCGCCCUUCAGCGGACGCUCAAGGGCCAUACAAGCUGGAUUCCGUCCCUGGCCUUCUCACCUGAUGGCCGGCUACUGGCGUCCGGCUCGAGCGAUAAGACUAUACGGGUCUGGGAUCCGGCCACGGGAGCCCUCCAGCAGACGCUCGAGGGCCAUAUAGAUUCGGUUAGGUCCGUAACCUUCUCACCCGAUGGCCGGCUAUUGGCGUCCGGCUCGAGCGAUAAAACUGUACGGGUCUGGGAUCCGGCCACGGGAGCCCUCCAGCAGACGCUCAAGGGCCAUAUAGAUUCGGUUAGGUCGGUGACCUUCUCACCCGAUGGCCGGCUGCUGGCGUCCGGCUCGUACGAUGAGACUAUACGGGUCUGGGAUCCGGCCACGGGCGUUCUGAAGGAAAUCUUGAGCACUGAUGGUGCUGUCACGUUGGUCGAAUUUUCGCAAGACAGCUCCUAUCUCGCCACUAACCUAGGAUCGUUCAAGAUCCAAUUCCCCUGUGGCCAGUAUAUCGCCGAUUCACCGAAUAUGGACCCGCACAUAUCUCUACAGAGAGAAUGGAUAGCUGUAAAUGGGCAACGCGCCAUAUGGCUCCCUCCCGAAGCUAGGUUUUCUUGUUCAGCGGCCAGGGCGAACAGACUCGCCUUAGGACAUCCGUCAGGUCGGGUUUCCUUUUUCGAGUUUCGGAAAUAA